AAAAAUUAUUGCAAUGUUAACGUUUCGACCUACAUUACUCGGAGUGAGUCUUAUAGAUCCGUGUGGGAUUUAACCUAAAAGAAAUGCAGAAGUAGAUUCUUUUUUCAUUUAACUGACGCCAUAACAGAUAAAUUCACUCACUUUAGGCUAUUUGUGAGAGAAACUCACUUUUAUUCCUACCUGAGGAUAUUAUGAAUGAGAAACGCCGUCGUCACCGCUGGAGUCUGUGUGCAGACAGCAGUCCAUUCUAUGAUCAAACUACACAGAGAAUGGACAGAAGCACUGUGUGCUCCGCUGAAGCCCGUGACCAUGAUGUGAAUGAAAUGAUGGGGUCUUGUGUGAAGUGCACUGGUGCCGUUCACAGCUCAGAUCAGGCCUGUCAGGCUAUGGGUCAAAUAUUUCACACCAAAUGUUUCACCUGCUGUUUCUGCAACAAACAACUGAAGGGAAAGCCAUUUUAUUACUUUUCUGGAAGUGUGUUCUGUGAGGAGGAUUAUUUUUUUUCCAGCGUCAAACAGUUGACAGAGGUCUGCACAUCCUGCGGAUAUUUAAUCUCAGAUACGGUGAUCCAGGCUUUGGGAAAGUCUUUCCAUCCCGACUGUUUCCACUGUGUCAUCUGUAAAGAGAAGCUGGAGGGACAGCCGUUUAAUGUGGACACACAACAGAAGAUGUACUGUGUGAAAGAUUAUCGAAGGUUUGUGGCUCAUACCUGUGAAGCGUGUGGUCUGCUCAUUCUUCCCACCGAGGGUUCGAAUGAGAUCGUAAGAGCGGUGUUCAUGGGAAGAAACUAUCACGUGGCUUGUUAUGAAGACAAAAGCAACAUUUGAUUCAUGUUCAAUAUCUGCUGUGUAACAAUGAAU
Molecule: messenger RNA, 860 nt
Organism: Triplophysa rosa
Lineage: Eukaryota; Metazoa; Chordata; Actinopteri; Cypriniformes; Nemacheilidae
Gene: limd1b
Product: LIM domains containing 1b
Exons: 8
Coding region: 192-827 (211 amino acids)
Biological process (GO): response to hypoxia; negative regulation of hippo signaling; regulation of DNA-templated transcription
Cellular component (GO): nucleus; transcription regulator complex; P-body
Molecular function (GO): transcription corepressor activity
Source: RefSeq, a predicted model, not a curated record